GACAUAUUUGGCUAAGUGCAAUUGUGUAGCAUCUAGCAUCAAUAAUAUUCAAAAUGGUUCUCCAAAAUCAACUUGGUUUGAACAAGCAUCAAUCAUACUCUCAUGAGCACUAUUAUGAUAGUAGUCAUGGCCAAAUGAUGAGGCCUAUAGGUUAUUGUUCAACUAUGCCAUUUUCUCACAACAAUCACAUGAUGAUAGAUCAUGGUAGCCACACCCAACAUCAUGAUGAACAUUAUGUCCAUGGCAUUGGACAUGACAACUAUGGUAGUCAUGGCCAUCAUGGGAGUCAUGGGCAUAUGCCACAUGAAUCAACCAACUUCUCAAGUAGUGCCACCAUGGUCCAUAAUGAUGGUGGCUAUGGUAACAGGAUGCAACAAUCAUCCCACGCCCAUAUGUCGUCCAUGGCCAUGGGACAUCAUGGUCGGUAUGGUCAUGGUCAUGGGGGCAGCCAUCAUAGUAAUUAUAGUCAGAGCCAGAAGUUCAAUUGGGCUCUCAAGAGUAUAUAUAUGGAUUGUGAUUAAAUCAAGAAAAUUUUUGAUAAAUCAUCUUAUAGAAUGCGUGUUUCGGCAGUGGCUUUUUGGCUUUAUAUGUAUAUAGCACGAAGGAUCUCCUACCUAAAUAAGCAAUGUGUAUUCUCUCCAUUUCUAAUUUACAUGUCGUCCUUACUAAAAAUAGAGAUUCUUUAAUAUUUCAUUUGUCAAAUAAUAGUUGUCCACAAUUGAUUUGGCACACCCCUUAAGAAACUAUAAAUA
Solanum pennellii is the source of this 752-nucleotide messenger RNA. Its product is annotated as histidine-rich glycoprotein. NCBI's taxonomy places the organism in Eukaryota, Viridiplantae, Streptophyta, Magnoliopsida, Solanales, Solanaceae. The record is from RefSeq and is a predicted model, not a curated record.